AUUCUGUGAGAGAAGCCUCAGUGUGAGGUAGGCCUUAUUCUGUGAGAGAAGCCUCAGUGUGAGGUAGGCUUUAUUCUGUGAGAAGGCCUCAGUGUGUGAGAAGCUUUGAUGAGAGAAGUCCCAGGUUGAAGGCCUCGUGUGUGAAGCUCCUGUGUAAGUUCAAUGUGAGAGGAGGCUCUGUGAGAGCGAAGCUGUUUCUCUGCAUGUGAAAGAAGCCCAGUGUGGAAGCAGAGUAGGAAGUAUAAAGAGGUCAAAUUGGGAUAUUAUUAUAACAAUAUUUUAUUAUAUUUAUUAAAUUUAUUAUUUCAUUAUAUAUAUCACUAUAUUAUUAUUAUUAGAACUAUAAGAGCCUAGAGUUGGAAGGGACCCUCAAAGGCCAUCUAGUCCAGCCCAACCCUUCUGCCAUAAAGGAAGAUGCCAUCAAAGCCCUCCCAACAGAGAGACACCCAAUCUCUCCUAUUAUUAUUAUAUUAUUGGGAUUCUGGUGCAGAGCUGGAAGAUAUGGAGGAGAGAGUUAGCAAGCAUGGCUGCUCUUGCAAAAGAAUGAGAAUGAUUCCCAAAGGACUGUAAAUAAGUACAGAUGGAAACACAUCUUCCCCUUUCAGUCCUCCAAAGAGCAAAGCACAGCUUCCUAGAGUGGCUGGAAAUUAUGACAAGGGGGGGGGGGUGAGACAGGAAGGAAGAGAGGGAGGGGAUCAUAGAGAAGCCGGAAAUGAACUAGAGAGGAAGUGGAAACGACCCCCCCCCCUUUCUGGAGGACUAGGAGGUAAACUUCUUUGACACAGUGAACAUGGAGGACAAAGGGUAUGAAUGUGUGGAGUGUGGAAGGCGCUGCUGUGAACAUGGGGCAUGUGAGGAACAUCAACGAACCCAUAUGGAAGACGAGGAAAAAUGUCAAGGGAUGGAAGGCGGGAAGAUCUUCGGUGAACGUGGAGCAUGUGAGGAACGUCAACGAACCCAUAUGGAAGACGAGAAGAAAUCUCAAGGGAUGGAAGGCGGGAAGAUCUUCGGUGAACGUGGAGCAUGUGAGGAACGUCAACGAACCCAUAUGGAAGACGAGAAGAAAUCUCAAGGGAUGGAAGGCGGGAAGAUCUUCGGUGAACGUGAAGCAUGUGAGGAACGUCAACGAACCCAUAUGGAAGAGGAGGAGAAAUGUCAAGGGAUGGAAGGCGGGAAGAUCUUCAAUGAGUGUGGAGUAUCUGAGGAACAUCAACAAACCCAUAUGGAAGACGAGGAGAAAUGUCAAGGGAUGGAAGGCGAGAAGAUCUUCGGUGAGCGUGGAGCAUGUGAGGAACAUCAGCAAACCCAUAUGGAAGAGGAGGAGAAAUGUCAAGGGAUGGAAGUUGGGAAGAUCUUCAAUGAGUGUGGAGUAUCUGAGGAACAUCAACGAACCCAUAUGGAAGAGGAGGAGAAAUGUCAAGGGAUGGAAGGUGGGAAGAUCUUCAAUGAGUGUGGAGUAUCUGAGGAACAUCAACGAACCCAUAUGGAAGACGAGAAGAAAUCUCAAGGGAUGGAAGGCGGGAAGAUCUUCGGUGAACGUGGAGCAUGUGAGGAACGUCAACGAACCCAUAUGGAAGACGAGAAGAAAUCUCAAGGGAUGGAAGGCGGGAAGAUCUUCGGUGAACGUGAAGCAUGUGAGGAACGUCAACGAACCCAUAUGGAAGAGGAGGAGAAAUGUCAAGGGAUGGAAGGCGGGAAGAUCUUCAAUGAGUGUGGAGUAUCUGAGGAACAUCAACAAACCCAUAUGGAAGACGAGGAGAAAUGUCAAGGGAUGGAAGGCGAGAAGAUCUUCGGUGAGCGUGGAGCAUGUGAGGAACAUCAGCAAACCCAUAUGGAAGAGGAGGAGAAAUGUCAAGGGAUGGAAGUUGGGAAGAUCUUCAAUGAGUGUGGAGUAUCUGAGGAACAUCAACGAACCCAUAUGGAAGAGGAGGAGAAAUGUCAAGGGAUGGAAGGUGGGAAGAUCUUCAAUGAGUGUGGAGUAUCUGAGGAACAUCAACGAACCCAUAUGGAAGACGAGGAGAAAUGUCAAGGGAUGGAAAAUUGGAAGAUGCUCGGUCACACGGGGCCAUCCGCUGACCAUCAAAGAAUAUCCAUAGUGGACAAGCCGUACAAAUGCAUGGAAUGUGGGAAGAGCUUCAUUAGCACAAGUGCUCUCAUUCUGCACGAGAGAACCCACACCGGGGAGCGGCCUUACGAGUGCGCCGAGUGCGGGAAGGGCUUCACGAUGAGCAGCGCCUUGACGUUGCACGAGAGGACCCACACGGGGGAGAAGCCCUACGAAUGCCUGGAGUGCGGUCGGUGCUUCAGCGAAGGCAGCAAGCUGACCAUCCACGGGCGGACCCACACCGGGGAGAAGCCCUACAAGUGCGUGGAGUGCGGGAAGAGCUUCAUCGUGAGCAGCGCCUUGAGUUUGCACGAACGGGUCCACUCCGGGGAGAAGCCGUAUCAGUGCAGCGAGUGCGGGAAGAGGUUCCGCGUGAGCAGCCACCUCGCCUCGCACCGGAGAACCCACACGGGCGAGAAGCCCUACAAGUGCGCCGCGUGCGGGAAGAUGUUCAGCGACAGUGGGGCGUGCACCAAGCACCAGAGAAUCCACACCGGGGAGAAGCCCUACAAGUGCAUGGAGUGUGGGAAGACCUUCAUUUGCAGCAGCUCCCUCGCGUUGCACGAAAGGACCCACACCGGGGAGAAGCCCUACAAGUGCACCGAGUGUGGGAAGAGCUUCAACCGGAGCGGGACUCUCACGUCCCAUCAGAGGAGGCACACGGGGGAGAAGCCCUACACCUGCGCAGAGUGCGGGCGGAGCUUCAGUGACAGUGGGACCUGCGUGAGGCACCAACGGACCCACACGGGGGAGAAACCCUAUACCUGCACGGAGUGCGGGAAGAGCUUCAGCCAGUGCGGCGCAUGCACCAUCCACAAAAGGAUCCACACGGGAGAGAAGCCGUAUCAAUGUGCCGAGUGCGGGAAGACCUUCAACCGUAAGGGUGCGUGUACGAAGCAUCAACGAACCCACGCGGGUCACGGCGUCUGGGAAAAGCGUCUCCCUUCCACCCAAGAAGCCAUUUAGUGGAGAAAUUGCACUCCCAACAUAUGGAAGAUUGCACAUCAAAGCACCUACAUUGACGUUAAUUAAUCCUUAUAAAUGAAUCGUCGUGGGAUGUUGAUACAUUAAGUGAUUUAUACCGUGUUUCCCCGAAAAUAAGACAGUGUCUUAUAUUAAUUUUUGCUCCCAAAGGUGCUCUAGGUCUUAUUUUCAGGGGAUGUCGUAUUUUUCCAUGAAGAAGAAUUCACAUUUAUUGUUAAACAAAACAAUGGACAUUUAUUAUAUACUAUCUGUGCCUGGCCACGCGUUGCUGUGGCAUUGUCUGCUGGUGUCUGUAUUUUAUAGGUAGUGUGGAAGAGGCCUAAGUGAGGCCUAACUUUGCCUGCCCCCUGGGCUAAGUGGGUUGCUAGGAGACCAAGUGGGCAGAGCUUAGCCUUCUAACUGGCAGCAAUUGGAUAAAAACAAUUAUUCCUCUCCCUCUAAUUAGGACUUUAUUUUUCUUUUCUUUUUGUUGUAUCAACCUAGAGGCAUGGAUGAGGGGUUGUGCUGUCAAUUUUUGAGGUUGUGCGGUGUUUAGUUUUGUUGUUUUGUCGGUUGCCAGGAUUCCAUCACUCUUUUAUAUAUAUAGACUGUACAGUAGAUGUCAUCAUAAACCAGCAUAACCAAACAAACUGUAAAUCCUAUUAAGAAUUUCUUGUUACUACCAAUAUUUCCAUGUACAACAAUCUAUGGUACGUACAUUUACCGAUCCUGCAUGCUCUGGUGUUCUGUUCGGCGGGCAUGCUUCCAAACAAAAACUUGGCUAGGUCUUACUUUCAGGGGAGGCCUUAUAUUUAGCAAUUCAGCAAAACCUCUACUAGGUCUUAUUUUCUGGGGAUGUCUUAUUUUAGGGGAAACAGGGUAGUCUCCAAAUUACGACCUCCCUGAACUGCUGCAAACUGGAUAGCAAACGUCCCAGAAGCAUGCCAAAUACAUGCAAAGUCCUUUCACAGCAAAAACACGUUUCAACAUGUCUAUCAGCAGUAUCCAACUACCAGCAUCUGACCUUGUCUACACACUGUUUAGUAAACUCACGGAUUCAGAUUUUCACCUAAAAUUUCCAUUGUAAUAUAUGCAAACUAGCUUUGCCCGGCCACGCGUUGCUGUGGCUUAUGGGAAUCCUUUGUUGGCCAGAUGGAAUAGCAGUCUCAAAGUCUGGCCGUUUUCUGGAGUAGCUGGAGCUGGCUGUUGUAUGAACGUAGAGGCAUGGAUGAGGGGUUGUGCUGCCAAGUUUAGUGUUUCUGGGAUGUGUAGUUUUGUUGUUUUGUCCUAGGCCGAAACGCCAUUACCCUUUUAUAUAUAUAGAUAUACAAUCAGUAUUUGCAGAUCCUUAUACCUUGAAUUUGCAAACAAUCAGAGUCAUGAGAUAGUCACAUACAGAAAUAGGCAGAUACUCGGACUGAGUUACACAGGAGAGAGGAAGAUGGAUUCUUUCAUCCUCCUUAUAUUGCUACCUACUGAUAGGUCAUCAAUAAGGGACACUGUGAAAUAACCCUCACAUGGUUAUGACUUAUCCAUUGCCCCCUUCCCCAAGGUAUUGCAUCAGGACAUCUACAGUCAUUACCCAGGUGCUAUCGAUAUUGCAUCCGGAGCUCCUCCCUGAGGAACGUCGCCUCUAAUGUAAUGGCCAUGGCUCAAUGCUAUGCAAUCCUGGGAUUUGUAGGUGUGUUGGAUUUGAGUAAUAACAAUAGUUGAUAGCUGGGAGUCUUUGUAUUGAUCUUUGUAGUGAUUUGCGUGUGAAUCUAUACCAGGCAUGGGCCAACUUCGGCCCUCCCUCCAGAUGUUUUGGACUUCAACUCCCACAAUUCCUAACAGCCUACCUACAAUCCAGUUCGACGCAGAUCAUCUGGAUUUUAUAAGGCCCUAAAGCAUUGAGUCUCUGUCCCUCCUCCCCAUAGAAGAGCUUUUACUCCCAAGGAACCAUUCAGAACUGACUAUAUGGAAAGAGUUGCGUUGUUUUAAUCGUGUUGUUCCGAAUUCUUCUUAACGCAAUCAGUUGUGUCAUAACCUCACGUCUGUGCUUACCUGUGUUUUAAUCUGCUUUUAAAGGGGGUAAAUUUAAAGUCA
Molecule: messenger RNA, 5152 nt
Organism: Anolis carolinensis (green anole)
Lineage: Eukaryota; Metazoa; Chordata; Lepidosauria; Squamata; Anolidae
Product: zinc finger protein ZFP2
Exons: 2
Coding region: 791-3070 (759 amino acids)
Biological process (GO): regulation of gene expression
Cellular component (GO): nucleus
Source: RefSeq, a predicted model, not a curated record